Messenger RNA from Daphnia carinata, 2466 nucleotides. RefSeq lists its product as uncharacterized. The record is from RefSeq and is a predicted model, not a curated record. Lineage: Eukaryota; Metazoa; Arthropoda; Branchiopoda; Diplostraca; Daphniidae. The transcript has 9 exons. Bases 378 to 2228 code for a protein of 616 amino acids.
AACUCGGUGGUGAUGUUGACACAAGUCAUUUGCUGCCACUAUCGCUGAGGUGCGGCUGGUCGAUAACCAUCGAAACGUUUUAGAGUCUCUCGUAAUCAGUCGGCCGUGCAAUCGAGCUGAUAACAACCAACGGUCAAGCACUUACAUAGACGUUGGCAUCGCCCUUUGCAGGAAGUCUCUCUUUUUUCCCAACGUUUUGGAAGCUUGCUUCGCAUUUUGCGCUCGCUACAUAUUUCAGUGGUGUGUUUCGUGCGUCUGUGCUCCUUUUCCUGUUUACAGUGGACCUUUGAAAAUCUUUCCGCUUCCGAUUUACUAAUCGCAAUUGGCGGAUAUUAAAAACAAAGACCGAAUGACUGGUUAACGUUGAUCAAAUUAAAAUGAAAACAAGUCAUUUCAUCGGAUUCUUUUUCGUUCUCUUACACGCCCACCGAACAUCAGCCUUGAGUUGCGGUUGGCCUGGUAAACCGGUUGGCGGCAUUCUCGUGAGCGCCUCUUUGCCAACACCGCUUCAAGACGACAUUCCGUCUUUCGGACGGGCUUACGUGCCGACAAACCGUGUCCUUUCCUACGAGUACCAGUUCCAGGAAGGCCAAGUCGUUGCUUACCAAUGUCACACUUCCAGGCUGGAUGUCCUGACUGGAACAUAUUCUAACCGAACUUGUCAAAGCGACGGCAGAUGGAGUGGAACUCGACCGUGGUGUGAUUUGAACGUGGCCUACGGUAAAACAGUUAACUAUGCCGGGCUUGAAACAUCGCGGGUUGUUACGUUAUCGGACACGUUAAUGACGGACGGCCUGAUUGACAGUGAAGACCCUCUCAACACAGCAGAAUGUCCUUCAUUAGCCAGAGGAGGAGGGGCUUAUUUCACCGUCAAUCUCGGCGAAGAAAUGCCCGUCCGUGUUGUCGGUAUUUUCGGCAAAAAAGGUGAGGGCAUGAACAAUCUGGAAAACAAGAAAGUCACUCUUGGAUCAGCAAACUGCCCACAGAGGACGGGCAACGCUUCGGCUUUCGGUUAUCAGUGCAACCAGGCAAUGUCACAAGCGACCACGUCGAACCUGGUGGGUAGCACGGUCCGUUUCGAGCACAGCAGCACGUUUGUCGUCGAUAUUUGCGAAGUAGUCAUUUACGCCAAUCCUACGUUAGCUGAUUGCGGAGAGCCGGAAAUUCCGGCCUUUGGAGAGGUGACAAUCACGACGGCUUCGUUAUACCAAGAGGCUCGGUAUAAUUGCCGCGUUGGUUACGAACUGCAGGGCACUAACCUUCGUACUUGUUACGGUCGUGACUGGGCCGGCGAACAACCCAUCUGUGUGGAGAUCUACGUUCCACCGUCUACCGAGGUCAACUACAAUUCCACGACAACGUUUCCCGGAGGUGAUGGGUCGUCGAAUGGUGGGGGACUGGACCCAUUCCAAAUCGUUUUGAUCGUCGUUUGCGUGGCUUUGGCUAUCGGCUUGAUUGUGGCCUUGAUCGUCCUUCUCUAUUACGGAAGAUUGAAUUGCUGCGGAACAUGCUGUGAAUCCAAAAAUCGAAUAUCUUGCUGUGGAACGGCUGGUAAUAAAUUCGCUAAAAAAUUGAGUAAGAAGAAGAAACCGUCGUCCAACGAUCAGCGUGAUUAUCAGAAAGUGGCCACGCCACAAACCAAGCCGGCCACGUCAGCUACUGCCGCCGCUUCCAAGGCGAUGCAAGAUGCCAGCAAGAGGGAAGCUGCCCUAGCGGCUGCCGAACAAGAACGACGGGCAGAAGAGGAGGAUUUCAUCAACACUCGGUUGGCUUAUCAAAACGAGAGGGCAGUUGCUCCUCAGCAGAUGCAGCGAAAAGCCGCACCGACUCCGGACUCGUCGGCCAAUCCGACGCCGCUGACGACGCCCCAGAUACCCAAGAAUCCGCCUAUUACUUACGCAGAGUUAUCCCAUGAACCGACGCGACGACUUCCGGAAUCCCCUGCGACGCUGCAUUCGCUGUCCAACCCGUCAAAUCCGGUUGCUGAACCCGAAUACGCUCAAGUAAAGAUGCGGCCUGGCAGCAGAAAUAGCAAAAACAAUGCUCAAGUAAACAAUGACGGGGCAGCGUCAGAUACGACGGAUGUGAGCACGACGUCACCGCCCGCACGCAAGUCGUACAUCCCAUCCAUUUACCUCAAAGAGUCACCCGAUGUGCAGAUGAAGCAACAAGCGUUGAACAAUCAGCUCAAAGAAGCUGUUCGAAUCAGUCGCAACACCGAUUUUUAAUUCAAGUUGAUAUGCAAACACUCCCAAAAUUAGUGAUUUCUCUUGUUCAUGUUUUUCUUUUCUUUACUCCUUUCAUUCAUUUUUCAGUAUUUCAGUACGCAAUUUCAAAAAAAAUUAAUGAAAAUUAAUAAAUAAAGGCUCGUUAUCAAAAAUAGGGUAAUUUUCGUAUACACAUUAUGUUGUUACGGUUACCAUUUUAACGUCAACGACGUGAGAAAAUACAAGAAUUUCAAAUAUG